AUGCCUAGCAGAAUGGGCUCAAAAAUGGAUUUGAACAAAGACUUCAUCAGAGUAAAAACACACUAUAGUGGGGACAUCCUGAUAACAAACUUGGAUGCAUCAAUGAGCUAUGAUGAACUUUGUGAUGAAGUACAUGAGAUGUGUAAUUUACAGCAGGAACAGCCAAUUACCCUCAAGUGGAUUGAUGAUGAAGGUGACCCAUGUACCAUCUCUUCUCAGAUGGAGCUGGAAGAAGCUUUCCGUUUGUAUUGUCAGAACAGAGAUGAAGGGCUGAUUAUUCAUGUUUUCCCAAGUAUUCCAGAGAAACCUGGCAUGCCUUGUCCAGGAGAAGACAAGUCAAUCUACCGCCGUGGAGCCAGAAGAUGGAGGAAGCUGUACCGAGUGAAUGGGCAUUUGUUUCAAGCCAAACGUUUUAACAGAAGAGCAUACUGUGGCCAGUGCAGUGAAAGGAUAUGGGGUCUCGGAAGGCAAGGCUACAAGUGUAUCAACUGCAAGUUGUUGGUCCAUAAGCGUUGCCAUAUACUUGUUCCACUGACCUGCAAAAGGCAUAUGGAUUCGGUCAUGCCUUCCCAGGAACCUCAGUUAGAUGAUAAAAACAAUGACGUUGGCCUCCCUUCAGAAGAAACUGAUGGAAUUCCCUACAUUCCUUCAAACCGGAAACAUGACAACAUUGAAGAUGACUCUGAGGAAAUCAAACCGGUCAUUGAUGGAAUGGAUGGAAUUAAGAUUUCUCAGGGGCUUGGACUACAGGACUUUGAUUUAAUCAGAGUUAUCGGACGCGGAAGUUAUGCCAAAGUUCUUUUAGUUCGGUUAAAAAAGAAUGAUCAAAUUUAUGCUAUGAAAGUAGUGAAAAAAGAAUUGGUCCAUGAUGAUGAGGAUAUUGAUUGGGUACAGACAGAGAAACAUGUGUUUGAACAGGCAUCCAGUAACCCAUUCCUAGUUGGUUUACAUUCAUGCUUUCAAACAACAAGUCGAUUGUUUCUUGUCAUAGAGUAUGUAAAUGGGGGAGAUCUUAUGUUUCAUAUGCAACGGCAAAGGAAGCUUCCUGAAGAACACGCAAGGUUUUAUGCUGCUGAAAUUUGUAUUGCUCUAAACUUUCUCCAUGAAAGAGGCAUAAUCUACAGAGAUUUAAAACUAGAUAAUGUUCUUCUAGAUGCAGAGGGUCAUAUCAAAUUAACAGAUUAUGGCAUGUGCAAGGAAGGUUUGGGCCCUGGUGACACUACAAGCACUUUCUGCGGGACACCAAAUUACAUUGCACCAGAGAUCCUCAGAGGAGAAGAAUAUGGGUUCAGUGUGGACUGGUGGGCGCUCGGCGUGUUGAUGUUUGAAAUGAUGGCAGGAAGGUCUCCGUUUGAUAUUAUUACUGACAAUCCAGACAUGAACACUGAAGAUUACCUCUUCCAAGUUAUUCUUGAGAAGCCAAUCCGGAUUCCAAGGUUUCUUUCUGUCAAGGCUUCCCACGUGUUAAAAGGAUUUUUAAACAAGGAUCCCAAAGAAAGGCUUGGUUGUCAGCCACAGACAGGAUUUUCUGAUAUCAAGUCUCAUACGUUUUUCCGGAGCAUAGACUGGGAUAUGCUGGAGAAGAAGCAAACCACCCCCCCGUUCCAGCCUCAGAUCACAGAUGAUUAUGGUCUGGAUAAUUUUGACACACAGUUCACCAGCGAGCCUGUGCAGCUAACCCCGGAUGAUGAAGAUAUAAUAAAGCGAAUAGAUCAGUCAGAGUUUGAAGGAUUUGAAUACAUUAAUCCAUUGUUGCUGUCAACAGAAGAAACGGUAUGAAGGAAUGACAUCUUUGUUGUGGACAGUGCGAAUGACCUUUAAUUAAUCCUUAACCACAGUAUAUGCAUGCGAGGCUGGGGAACUGUAACAUUUUGGAUGGAGACCAAUGGUUAAAAAAAAAACCCCAACAAAUUGCUGCUGAAAAUCAAAGAAGAGAACAAUGAUUUUGGUGGGUGUCUUCUGCCACUUGGUGAUUCUUAAGUUGUGGGCACUGACACAACUGGCUUCAUUAAUGAAGGAAUUUGCAUUUUGUGCCUGUUUCAUGAAGGAUUGAGACAUUCAUUGCAUCCCUGGAAAAGGAGAUUUUGGAAAACUUUGAGACCCACACACUUCCUACAAACACUUGAUGCAAUGAGCUACCAAUUGAAGAGUAUUACAGUGUAACAUCCUGAAGAAUAAAAUACAUUACGGUGGUGUUGAAGCUUA
Molecule: messenger RNA, 2205 nt
Organism: Nestor notabilis (Kea)
Lineage: Eukaryota; Metazoa; Chordata; Aves; Psittaciformes; Psittacidae
Gene: PRKCZ
Product: protein kinase C, zeta
Exons: 18
Coding region: 1-1779 (592 amino acids)
Biological process (GO): protein phosphorylation
Molecular function (GO): protein binding; protein serine/threonine kinase activity; ATP binding
Source: RefSeq, a predicted model, not a curated record